AUGUCAUCGAUGGGAAUUUGUUCGUUGUGCAAAAGCAAGUGUGUGGACGUUUGGGUGACGGAUCCUUGCAGGCACGAAGCCUGUAGCAAAUGCCUGGAGUCCCGGGACAACCUAGCGUCCUGCUUCGAAUGCUCCAAUGAAAUCGGUUUCGUCAGCUGUCCUGGUUCGGAACACGGAUGCACUUUCAACACCAGUCAGGGACAAUCGAAAGAACACCAGGUAAACUGCAUGCGUUUGCCCGUCGAAUGCCCGUACAAAUGCCAAGCAAUUGUCGAGAAGAGAACGCUGCUGUCUCACAUGGCCGCGGACUGCCAGUUGCGUCUGGCCACUUGCCAAUUCUGUCAAGACACGGUGUUUCAUGUGGAACUCGAGUAUCACGAAGAAACUUGUCCAGAAGCUCCGAUCAGCUGUCCGUAUUGCCAGAAAGAAAAUAUCAAACGAGGCAGCCUUCCCGAGCACGCUGAAAACUGUUCCGAGACUCCGAAGUCGUGUCCUCUGAAAGAGUACGGCUGCACUUUCCUGGGGCUGGACAGUGUCAUGGACGAACAUCUGAGUGUCAGAAAUCACGUUUCCAGUUUCGUGAUUCUAAAGAGAGGCUUGGAACAGAGGGACGCGGAGAUCGCUAGCCUUUGUAGCCAGCUGAGCUCUUGCAAAAGCGAUCUGGAUACGCUGAAGAACGAUAUGCAAGAAAAAAGCCAAAAGCGAGACGACGAGAUGAGUAACCUCGAUGACAAAUUAACUGGUUGCAAAAAUGAUCUGGACACUUUGAAGAACGAGAUAAAAGACGAAGCCCCAGAUGGCGCCCAGUUGUUCGAUGAAAAAAUCACGUGGGCUUUCGUGACUCCUGAUGUUGUCGCGAAUUACGUACACACCAGUCCCGUGUACAGACAGCGAAGCACGAAGACUUCCUUUUGCUUCACGUUCACUGUUUCGAGUACCAACACCCUGACGUUGAAUCAGCAUCUUCUGGAAGCAGGGACCCCUGCCGCCGGGAAGACGUUCGCAGUAACCGUCACGGACAGGACGAAGAACGUGGUCGCUGAAAAGAAGGGAUUGACGUGUGCUGAUCAGCAGGUCCUCAACUGGACGGCCACGCAAAGCACUUUUUACGCGGUAACCUGCGUUCAGAAAUAA
Messenger RNA from Ornithodoros turicata, 1134 nucleotides. RefSeq names its product TNF receptor-associated factor 5-like. Bases 1 to 1134 code for a protein of 377 amino acids. The record is from RefSeq and is a predicted model, not a curated record. The transcript has a single exon. NCBI's taxonomy places the organism in Eukaryota, Metazoa, Arthropoda, Arachnida, Ixodida, Argasidae. Gene Ontology annotation, molecular function: zinc ion binding.